Messenger RNA from Melitaea cinxia (Glanville fritillary), 1461 nucleotides. It is a transcript of the gene Pits, whose product is annotated as interferon regulatory factor 2-binding protein-like B. The transcript has 4 exons. Bases 184 to 1461 code for a protein of 425 amino acids. Gene Ontology annotation, cellular component: nucleus. Gene Ontology annotation, biological process: regulation of transcription by RNA polymerase II. The record is from RefSeq and is a predicted model, not a curated record. NCBI's taxonomy places the organism in Eukaryota, Metazoa, Arthropoda, Insecta, Lepidoptera, Nymphalidae. Gene Ontology annotation, molecular function: transcription corepressor activity.
UCUCUUCGACCCGCUAGAGAAGCUAGUGCCUCGUAGCCGAUCGGCCCCGCGUUACAUGUGAUACCAGUGCCCGUGUACCAUGGUGACAGUGUUUAUCGUUACGAGAAUUAUAAAUCAGUGACAAUUUUCAAGGGAAGCGACGAAGGCCGAACUCUCGCACACCGUACUAUACCCGGCGGCGAGAUGUCGGUGAUGCAGAAGCGCCAGCACUGCUACCUGUGCGACUUGCCCCGUAUGCCGUGGGCGAUGUUGCACGAUUUUUCGGAGGCGGUUUGUCGUGGAUGUGUUAACUACGAGGGAGCAGAUAGGAUAGAGGUGGUCCUGGAGACUGCGAGACAGUUGAAGCGCGCACACGGAUUCCAAGAGGGCCGCGGGCCGACUCACGCCAAAGGAGCUCAUCGGGCCCCUUUAGAAGCACACCAGAAUGGAACAGAAACAACGGCCCGGGGCCAGCCGGCCCCACCGGCUCACCACGCACCUGCCACUGGAUUUACGUUACAUCACUCAAGACCCGCCGCUAAUGCGGGCCUCUUAGCGGAAUACGGCGGAAGGAGAGAGGAGCAUGAGGGUAGGCGACUGGCUCAUUUGCCAUUGGCCCAUCUUCCAACUCACGGAGGCGCCCGACUCGCUCCCGGGCUGACGCUCAAACGACCCCUGGACGACGAUGACCAUCAAACUCAUCACGAGCCCACAAAGAGGCUCCUGGAAGAGCACUCUCGGCCGCCACUAACUCGCGGGGAAUCCUUGCCCGCCGUAUCUCUGGCUGCUCCUUUUGCGCCCGACAGGGUUUUCAAACAAGAGAAACAUCCAAUGCGAACGCCAUCGUUCGACGCAUCUUCUUUUAAAACUAACGGUAAGUUUUUAAGAUACGCUAACAGCGCUCCACUAACGAAUGGUUCGGCGGGGUCGCCGCUGGGGCGCGCGGCGGGCUCGCCCCCGGUGUCGGGGGCGGGCGCAGGGCCGGGCGCGGGCCCGUCCCCCAUGGCGGCGCUCAUGUCCGUGACUGACACGCUGCCGCCCGGCUCGCCGCGCUCCGCCGGGGGCUCCCCGCCCCAGCCGCCCCAGCGCUCCGCCAGCCGGUCCAGCCAACAUUCGCCCAACUCCUCAGGGUCGAACGGCGGUCGGCGGUCGUCGGGCUCGCGACACGUGUCGUCCACCACGUCGGUCUCGUCCAGCGAGGCGGGCGAGGGCGAGGCGGCCGCGCCGCUGCUUAAGUGCACUCUGUGCCAGGAGCGCCUCGAAGACACUCACUUCGUCCAGUGCCCAAGCCAACCCCACCACAAGUUCUGCUUCCCCUGCUCAAGGGACUCCAUCAAGCGGCAACAGGGCUCCGAGGUGUAUUGCCCAAGCGGGGAGAAGUGCCCCCUUGCGAACUCGACAGUCCCCUGGGCGUUUAUGCAGGGUGAGAUAGCUACCAUCCUCGGUGAGGAAUUCAAGCCGAAGAAGGAGAGGGAGACCUAG